This is a messenger RNA of Rhea pennata, 936 nucleotides long. RefSeq lists its product as uncharacterized. The transcript is spliced from 3 exons. Lineage: Eukaryota; Metazoa; Chordata; Aves; Rheiformes; Rheidae. The annotation marks the transcript as partial. The record is from RefSeq and is a predicted model, not a curated record.
CGUCCUGCCGUCCCCCUGUGGGUCUCACCACCAUCCCCGCGUCCGUCCCCACGUCCUGCCGUCCCCCGCGUGGGUCUCACCACCAUCCCCACGUCCGUCCCCACGUCCUGCCGUCCCCCGCUGUGGGUCUCACCACCAUCCCCACGUCCGUCCCCACGUCCUGCCGUCCCCCUGUGGGUCUCACCACCAUCCCCACGUCCGUCCCCACGUCCUGCCGUCCCCCUGUGGGUCUCACCACCAUCCCUGCGUCCGUCCCCACGUCCUGCCGUCCCCCGUGUGGGUCCCACCACCACCCCCACGUCCAUCUCCACGUCCUGCCGUCCCCGUGUGGGUCUCACCACCAUCCCCACGUCCGUCCCCGCGUCCGUCCCCACGUCCUGCCGUCCCCCUGUGGGUCUCACCACCAUCCCCACGUCCAUCCCCACGUCCUACCGUCCCCCUGUGGGUCUCACCACCACCCCCACAUCCGUCCCCGCGUCUGUCCCCACGUCCUGCCGUCCCCCUGUGGGUCUCACCACCAUCCCCACGUCCGUCCCCACGUCCGUCCCCACGUCCUGCUGUCCCCCUGUGGGUCUCACCACCACCCCCACGUCCGUCCCCACGUCCUGCCGUCCCCCUGUGGGUCUCACCACCACCCCCACAUCCGUCCCCGCGUCCGUCCCCACAUCCUGCCGUCCCCCUGUGGGUCUCACCACCAUCCCCACGUCCGUCCCCACGUCCUACCGUCCCCCUGUGGGUCUCACCACCACCCCCGCGUCCGUCCCCGCGUCCGUCCCCACGUCCUACCGUCCCCCUGUGGGUCUCACCACCACCCCCACGUCCGUCCCCACGUCCUACCGUCCCCGUGUGGGUCUCAUCCCCACCCCCACGUCCAUCCCCACGUCCUACCAUCCCCCUCCCCACGUCCGUCCCCACGUCCUGCCGUCCCCCGUGUAG